UCUUAGGACAUGCCUGAUCGUCUUGAGCAGUCCAGCACGAGCUAAUCCAUGAGGUUCAAUCAGGCUAAGUAAUUGGGGGAAUGUGUCAACUCUGAAUUACAAUGAGCAGCAGGGAAGGCUCUGUCAGCUGACUAAUCAGGGAUAGCGAGUUUUCUUGCAGUGCUGCCAUGGUGGUAAUGGAAGCAGCUACAGCUACGGUAGCUUUGUUUGAUAGAGAUUUUUGGCUGCCGCUUUUCAAUACUACCUAAAAAGCAGCUCAUAUUUCAUCAAUGUUGCAUUGACAAUUGGAAAAGAAGAGUGUUAUUGUGUAUAGGCAAGAUGGCAGAAGCAACUCCCCCGAGAGGCAAGAUGAGGUUCAGAAGGAAUGCGGCUUCCUUCCCUGGCAACUUGCACUUGGUAUUGGUCCUGCGUCCCACCAGUUUUCUUCAACGAACUUUCACAGACAUCGGAUUUCGAUUUAGUCAGGAAGACUUCAUGCUCAAACUACCAGUUGUUAUGCUGAGCUCAGUUAGUGAUUUGCUGACAUACAUUGAUGACAAGCAGUUAACCCCUGAGUUAGGCGGCACCUUGCACUACUGCCACAGUGAAUGGAUCAUCUUCAGAAAUGCUAUAGAAAAUUUUGCCCUCACGGUGAAAGAAAUGGCUCAGAUGUUACAGUCCUUUGGAACUGAACUGGCUGAGACAGAACUACCAGAUGAUAUUCCUUCAAUAGAAGAAAUUCUUGCAAUUCGUGCUGAAAGGUAUCGCCUGUUAAAGAAUGAUAUUACAGCUGUAACCAAAGAAGGAAAAAUUCUGCUAACAAGUCUGGAAGUGCCUGACACUGAAGGAGCUGUCAGUUCAAGAUUUGAACGUCAUCAGCAAAUAAGUGGUGACUGGCAAACUGUUAAUAAAUUGCUGACUCAGGUACAUGAUAUGGAAGUUGCUUUUGAUGGAUUUUGGGAAAAACACCAACUAAAAAUGGACCAGUAUCUGCAACUAUGGAAGUUUGAGCAGGAUUUUCAAGAGCUUGUGAGUGAUGUUGAACUUCUGUUAAACCAACAAGCAGAGUUGGCAGAUGUCACAGGGAAUAUAGCUCAAGUAAAACAAAAAAUAAAGAAGUUGGAAAACUUAGAUGAAAAUUCUCAGGAUCUGUUAGCGAAGGCCCGGUUUGUGAUUUUACACGGACACAGACUUGCAGCCAAUCACCAUUACGCACUUGACUUGAUCUGUCAGAGGUGCAACGAGCUACGUUACCUUUCUGAUAUUUUAGUUAAUGAGAUCAAAGCUAAACGGAUCCAGCUCAGCAGGACCUUCAAAAUGCAUAAACUCCUACAGCAGGCUCUUCAGUGCUGUGAUGAAGGAGAAUGCCUUCUAGCUAAUCAGGAAGUAGAUAAGUUUCAGUCUAAAGAAGAUGCUCAGAAAGCCCUCCAAGAUAUGGAACGUUUUCUUGAAAUGGCUCUGCCCUUUAUAAAUUAUGACCCUGAAACCCUUCAGUAUGAAUUUGAUAUAAUUUUAUCUCCUGAACUCAAGAUUCAAAUGCAGACUGUACAAUUCAAGCUUGAACACAUUCGAAGUAUAUUUGAGAACCAACAAGCUGGUUUCAGGGAUCUGAAAAAUCAGCACGUGAGGCCAAUCAAGUUUGUGGUGCCUGCAUCCGACAAAGCGAUCAGACCUAGAGCGCCAUUUUUUUCACCUAAACCUGGGAAGAAGACUUGGAGACAAAAUCAGAGCAACUUAAAAAUUGAAGUGGUGCAUGAUUGUCAGGAGAAGAAAAGUUCCGGUCAAUCCUCCAGUUUGAACAAUGACAAUAGCUUGGAUGUUUUAAAGAACCACGUCCUAAAUGAGCUGAUACAGACUGAGAAGGUGUAUGUUCGCGAGCUGUUCACUGUUUUGUUGGGCUAUAGAGCCGAGAUGGAUAAUCCCGAGAUGUUUGAUCUUAUGCCACCUCUCCUGAGAAAUAAAAAGGAUGUUCUCUUUGGAAAUAUGGCAGAAAUCUAUGAAUUCCAUAACAACCUUUUUAUGAACAGCCUGGAAAAUUGCAUUGACUGUCCAGAAAGAGUGGGACCUUGUUUCCUGGAAAGGAAAGAUGAUUUUCAGAUUUAUGCAAAAUAUUGUCUGAAUAAGCCCAGAUCAGAGGCAAUUUGGAGGAAGUAUUCAGAGUGCGCCUUUUUCCAGGAAUGUCAAAGAAAAUUAAAACACAGACUUGGUCUGGAUUCCUAUUUACUCAAACCAGUGCAACGAAUCACCAAAUAUCAGUUACUGUUGAAGGAGCUAUUAAAAUGUAGCAAAGGCUGCAAAGGAUCUGACCAAUUAAAGGAGGCACUUGACACAGUGCUAGAUUUACUGAAGUCCGUUAAUGACUCUAUGCAUCAGAUUGCAAUAAAUGGCUAUAUUGGGAACUUAAAUGAGCUGGGCAAGAUGGUAACGCAGGGUGCGUUCAGUGUUUGGAUUGGACACAAAAAAGGUGCUACAAAAAUGAAGGAUUUUGCUAGAUUCAAACCAAUGCAGCGGCAUCUUUUCUUGUAUGAAAAAGCCAUUGUGUUUUGUAAAAGGCGUGUUGAAAACGGAGAAGGCUGUGAUAGAUACCCGUCCUACAGUUUUAAGCACUGUUUAAAAAUGGAUGAAGUUGGAAUCACUGAAUAUGUAAAAGGAGAUAACCGCAAGUUUGAAAUCUGUUAUGCUGGGAAGGAAGAAGUUUAUAUUGUCCAGGCUCCGACUGUAGAUGUGAAGAUGAUAUGGUUAAAAGAAAUAAGAAGUAUUUUGUUGAAGCAACAAGAACUUAUGACAAUUAAACAACAAGAGCAGUUUAAUCAGUUAACUGAACAGAAUCAGCUUUCUUCUCAGCGGAAUGAUGUAAGGCAAAAGGUAGUUUUUAUGGGUGCCGAGGAAUCUGAAUCAGAGCACACUAGCCCUGUGGUGCAGGUUGGUGAAGCAAUCGCAUCAGUUCAGGCGGAGGCAAAUGCAGUUUGGACUGCAGAAAUCUCUGAAGGGCCUGAGGAAUGGUCAAACAGCUAUUUCUACUCUUCCUAUGUUGGCAACGAAGAAGAAAGACCCCUAAUGUCUCCAGGCAAAUAUAAAGCCCUAGCAGAUUGCAGGAAGAGAGGCUCAGAAGACCUCCUGAUUAGAAAUGGAGAUGUCAUUCAGCUUCUCCAUGAGGAUGCUGAGGGUCGAUGGUUGGUGAAAAAUCUAAACAGAAGAAAAGAAGGCCUGAUUCCAGGGAACAGUUUACAGAUUAUAAUCGGUGACUAUAGGUUUCGGAAUACCAAAGUUACAGAUGCUGCUCUGAGUAACACAAGGAAACUAAGUUCCCCUUGAAUUAAAGGAGAAUGAAUAGACUUUUAAAAAUAAGAUUUCCUUUGGAGGUGUGAACUAGAUUAUAUAUCUUAAAAGUUUACAGAUAAACAGCACAAGAGUCAGGAUGAUCCUAUGCUGCCCAUGACAUUCACAGAAUUUCCUCAGGACUGAGAUGGACUUCAUCAUUCACAGAUUGUCUCACUCUUGCAAGAAGCCAUCUUGACACCUUCCAUUACCCCCAGCUGAAAAUUGCAGUGUUAUUUUGUUUCCAAGUAGGAAUUUUCAUGGCAUGCGUUCAGAUUCCAUCUAAAAAACCGGAAAUCAAUUAUUCUGAACAUUUACAGGUAAAAAGCUUUACCUGUAACUUUGUUGGUAACUUUUCAUUAACAAAACAAAAAUCCAAAGAGAGUUGAGAGAUAAUCAGAGAUUUUUUUGAAAGCCCCUUUGUUAACUGAUAAUUUGUUUAAUCCUGUUAUCAAUGUGACUAUAAUAUACCAAAGGGAUAUGUUCUGAAGGACCUCUUUUGCACUUUGACUGGUAUUUAGGGUUUUUAGAGCUGUCUUACAGUUGUUAAAAGAUCCAAAGCUAAAACUCCUGUACUUAGAAUGUGUUGAAGUUUACAUUUUGUGCAUUGAAAUUCAGAUACACAUGUCACAGCUUUAAGUUCAAUAUUCAUAUUUGCACAAGAGGGUUUCCUGUAACAAAGCUCUACUUUCCAGUGACUUGACUUGCUUUUGAAUUUUUUUGGAAAAAUCUGUUCUAGUAAAGGUUUUCUUAAGUUAUAUUAUGUUUCUUCCUAGAGUUUUUCUUUGAUAAUAUGUGUGUAGCUCUCUUUCUUUGAAGUAUAUAAACAGUGUGAUCACUUGUUGUAGAGCACAGGGCCCGUUGUUGCAUGCACAGUGUUGAAUUUAUGCUUGGAGAAUUUCAUAUCAUGGACCACUAAAGAUAGUGGUUUGAAAUUGCUGCCUUUUAAAUCAUGGAUUGUGAGUUUUACUUUCAAGUUGGCAUAUUAGGUGCAUGUUUUUUUGAUGAAUUGGUUUUACAAUAAACAAUAAAUACAAUAACUGUAAUACAUAAACAUUUUAUCUUUUAAAUAGGUUUGUGUAUCAUAUCAAGAUCAUAGUUUAUGCCAGUGGUAUCAUUUGAUGUGACAAUUUGUAUGAUAAACCAGUUGUAUUUUAUUCAAUGGUACCUGCAAAUUAUAAAUGUUCUAAUGUA
This is a messenger RNA of Hipposideros armiger (great roundleaf bat), 4491 nucleotides long. RefSeq names its product MCF.2 cell line derived transforming sequence (gene MCF2). The transcript is spliced from 27 exons. Bases 319 to 3294 code for a protein of 991 amino acids. NCBI's taxonomy places the organism in Eukaryota, Metazoa, Chordata, Mammalia, Chiroptera, Hipposideridae. Gene Ontology annotation, biological process: dendrite development; intracellular signal transduction. Gene Ontology annotation, cellular component: cytoplasm. Gene Ontology annotation, molecular function: guanyl-nucleotide exchange factor activity; protein binding. The record is from RefSeq and is a predicted model, not a curated record.